Danio rerio (zebrafish) is the source of this 2236-nucleotide messenger RNA. The record is from RefSeq and is a predicted model, not a curated record. NCBI's taxonomy places the organism in Eukaryota, Metazoa, Chordata, Actinopteri, Cypriniformes, Danionidae.
GAUGUUAGGAGAGGGAGGUGUGGGAAAAAGUGGUGAGUAACUUGCCAUCAUCAUGCAGUUUAUAAGUCACAGGUUUCCAGAGGACCAUGACCCUACCAUUGAGGAUGCCUAUAAAACACAGAUCCGCAUUGACGAUGAGCCAGCAAACCUGGACAUCUUGGACACAGCGGGACAGGCGGAGUUUACAGCAAUGCGUGACCAGUAUAUGCGAGCAGGUGAAGGUUUCAUCAUCUCAUACUCCAUCACUGACCGCCGCAGUUUCCAGGAGGCUCGUCACUUUAAGCAGCUGAUUUACCGUGUACGACGCACCGUGGACACACCUGUCGUGUUGGUGGGCAACAAGUCUGACCUGGUACAUCUCAGACAGGUUUCCGUAGAAGAAGGCAAACAGCUGGCGAGAGAGUUCCAGUGCCCGUUUUUUGAGACUUCGGCAGCGUUUCGUUAUUACAUCGAUGAGGUUUUUGCAGCACUGGUGCGUCAGAUCCGCCAACAUGAGGCCGAAAUGGUGCGGGACAGCGAGAGGAAAACCCGACGCAGCCAUUCCUUCUGGAGUCGCCUUAAAGCCCCCUUCCAUAGGAAACAGCAGUCCGAGCACUGACAGAGCCACAGAGGAGGGCAUUCUGGGAUACUGAUGAUUCUCUCGCCUGCAGCUGUAUAACAGGUGGUUUGAGGACUGUAUUUUAUAGAUUAUUGUUGAUUGUUUGCAAUGACGCACUCCCAAUCAUUUCAGUUUCACUGUGCAGGACACACUCACUGUCAUCAUAUGGGACGUGGGCUGAUUUACUGAUGUUAGAGACUAAGACUGAAGUAUUAAACUUGACAGCAGUUAUUAUUUUUCAUGUUCGGACAGCAUUAUACCUUGUGAAGGUCAAAUGACAAGGGGAAUGUACCUCGUAUUUUAAUUGAUAAGAAUGUCAGAAACAGCACAUGGAUGGAUUUAUAACAGGUGUUUUUGAAAAGAGGUAAGGUCAUGUCAGGAGAAAGAUGAAGGUCAGAUGAGUUUAUGAGAGGAGAGAGCAUGUUUUAAUGGGUAGAAAAAAAGAGAUGAGCGUGUAGGAUUGUAAUAGUUUAUGGCAGGAAUAUUAAUCUGCCAGAAUAACAAGUACUGUAAAAGCAUUUCAUUAACUUCUUAAAUGUGGCUGUACUUUUGUCAGACUCCUUUAAAAAAAAUAGCUGUAGUUUUAUAAUAAAUAGAUUUGAUUUAUAGAAAUUGGGUGAAUCUCGCAAUUAAGUGUCCAGGUCGUUACAAUUAAUAAUUGUUUUAAAUGGUUUUAAUUGUUAACUUAAUUUUUUUUUAACUGAACCUUAUUAUAAAUUCUUACCAUGUCUUAAUACCAAUUAAAAAAAUUAUUAAGAUAUUAAUUAAAAAUAUUUUCAUUAUAAUUCAAAGAACAUUUUCCCUAAAAAUGUUAACAUUAAUAACAUUCUCAUUUGAAAUACUUAAUAAAAUGUCAUUACUGUAGUGCAGUGAUGUUUUACAAUUUAAAGGCACUAUAUGUAGAGUUCAGAAACUCAUAUUAAUCAAAUGUUCUGCUACAGUACAUUUCAUCAGUCUGUUCACAUAUUGGCAAAAAUAAGUGAUCACAUAAAUAAAAUCUGACCUCUAUCCACUUUAAACAAAAUGUAUAUUUGUUUUAUUUUACAAUUGCCUUGUGGUAAUGUAAAUUAUAUUCAAUAAAGGCAUUUAACGGGCAUGAAAAUAACGACCCAAAUAGUCUUGCUCUUCUUAAAUUGUAAUUGAUUAUAUAAUAAGAACAAUUUAUUUUAUUUUGAUUUGAACAAUUACUUGGACACAAUUAUGGAGGUUCUGUGAGAUUCAGUCAGCUAGGAUGCAUUUUUGUUGGGAGCUGAGCUGUCUGAUGCAAAAACACUGUACAUGAUUGACUUUGUGAAAUCUGGCUGAGCAAUAUUCAGGUCCACCUUUGAGUACACAGAUUGACCGAAACAAAAUUGUUUCCUUUUAUACACAGGGUAAUUUUUAUUCCAGUGUUUUUCUGUAAUCAAUGUGUAGGAAGUGACCUUGAUGUGGCUUAGGGUUUCCUCUUAUACAUGCUGUGCAAUUACUACGCAUCAAAUCUGAACGGACUAUCUGUUUAUUUUGCACUUAAUGCAAAUUCAUGUUAUUAUUUUUUUCCUUGUGAUUAUUAGAUUUCAUUUUUAACCAAAGUGGUUUACUAUAUUUUCUUCUAUUUAUUGUCAUCAGAGAUUGUCAAAUAAAAUUCACUUUACAAAUCUA